AUGCGAACCAACAAUAUCAUUAUUGUUUCCACACUAAUUCUCGGCUUGCUGGACGCCGCCGCCGUGUUCGACAGAAACUUUACGAAACCCUAUGUGCUGAAGAAGACGUGGGUACAGAAUUUCAUCAAAUUCCAGUACAUCUUCGAGGGAAAGCAGGGAAAAGCGAAAAUUGUGCCGUUGGGUGAGUACACGACGAUUUUGAACGAGUAUUGUAGAGUUCUACGACAUGCGUUGAGUCUGAAAACUUCUGAGCGCUACAGUAGUCUUAGAAGUGGUUGUAUCAAAAAUUGGUCAACUACAAAAAUGAAGCGCCAAACGUGAACUUUAUUUCGUCUCUUGACAACUUUUCACGAAAACUUCUCUCAAGGCUACUGUAGCGCGAAACGGAGCAGAUUCGUUGAGAAUUGACCAAAUUGAGGGAUUUUGUCGAAAAUUACUAAAAAAAAAACAGAGUUUUAACGAUUAUUUGCCGAAUCGAGUUCGGACACUGGCAUUCGAACCGUCUCCAGUCGACAAGCAGUUUAUUGCGCAUCUUUUAAGCGCUCAACCGUCGAAAAAUAUACAGAAUUGAUUUCAAAAGCAAAAAAAUUCUGUGAUUUUCACAUAAAACGUUUCGAAAUUGAUGACGAAGCAGUUAAAAUUUAAUUUUUUAUUCAUUUCUAAUCAUUAUCAUAAGUUUUGACACUGAUUGGUUCUGAAACGACGGGGAUAAUGCAAAAAAAGGGGAAAAUUGAAAUGAAUGAGAAACUCUGCAACGACGCUCCGGAAUUACGCGUUACGCGCCUUGUUUAGCGCACGUGAAUUGCGCCGCCAAUUUUUUUGGGAAGGCUGGGGUUCCGUGUACUUGAAACCAUGAAAAUACUUGAAACCUGUUUUGCAGGAUGCGCGCCGAACAACGUCGACAGCGAACAAUAUCUGAAGCCGGGAGAGGAGAGCGUCGAGCACGAUUUUCUGUUUUCGUGCGAGCAAGGCGAGGAUGGCGUCCUCAAUUAUGAAGCGAUCGCGUGCAUCGACGCGUUCGGCGACAAAAUGUAUCCGGGCGAAACGAGACGACUUUCAAACGGGACUGUAGUCCUCCACUGCAACAUUUUCGGCGGCGCACUCAAAAAAGUGGUGGAGAGGGGUAAGCCUAGCGUUUAAGGAGCAUUUAUGCAACAAAUUUUCGUCAGCCGCCGGUUGCUACUUCAACGAGACGAUCUACAGCGAGGAGGAGAAGUGGGUGGAGCCGCAGGUGAACCCGAACGACGCGUCGAUCGACGGACGUCUCAUGCAGUGCUUCCGUCCGCACUACAGCUACUACGAGAGCCACGUUGUCGGCAAGUACCGUAUCGCGUUCACACCGCCCUAAUCACGAGUACUGUAGGUUGUGUGAUCGGCAAACUUGGCGUGCUCGUCGACGAAUUCGCGCAGCUCAACAACGGAUCCUAUGUGAAGUGUGUCGAGACGGAGGCCGGACACGUUUCUCUGAAUGCAGCGAGUCUGGACGGUAGGCGACGGUAGUCAUCAGGGGUGUGCGGAAAAUAUUUCCAUUUCCGAAAUUUUCCGAUUUUCCGAGAAAUUUUCGGAAAAUUUUCCGAAAAUGUUCGGCAAAAUUUUCGGAAAAUUAGUGUGGAUUCAAGGUCAAUUUGUCCGAAACCACCGUAAGCUUUUUAAAGGCGCAUCACAAAAUUUUUGCGGAAAAUAUUUCGAUUUUCCGAAAUUUUCCGAUUUUCCGAGAAAUUUUCGGAAAAUUUUCCGAAAAUGUUCGGCAAAAUUUUCGGAAAAUUAGUGUGGAUUCAAGGUCAAUUUGUCCGAAACCACCGUAUGCUUUUUAAAGGAGCAUCACAAAAUUUUUGGAACGGUCUAGCAGCGAGCGUCUUUUUUUAAAUUUGAUUUUUAAAUUUUACGCAAUUUCUUUCGCGCGUCUCAUUCUCACUGACAAUCGGAAAAUACUGGACCCGGAGAGCUUCUAAUUUUUUUGCAAAAAAAUAUUCCAUUGCUUGGCUUCCGCCCACUCAAGUGAUUUCAAAUCAUAAUAAGCAUUUUUUUGUAUUAGAACGUUGUUUAAACACUUUAUUGAACCAAUGAACAAGUGAGUUUUCCGAUUUUUUUCCGAUUUUUUUCCGAAAUUUUCCGAAAAAUUCGGAAAACCCGAUUUUCCGAAAUUUUUCCGAAAAAAAUUCGGAAAAAAACCGAUUUUCCGAAAGUUUCCGAAAAAAAUUCGGAAAAAAACCGAUUUUCCGAAAUUUUUCCGAAAAAAAUUCGGAAAAAAACCGAUUUUCCGAAAUUUUCCGAAAAAUUCGGAAAAAAACCGAUUUUCCGAAAUUUUCCGAAAAAAAUUCGGAAAAACCCGAUUUUCCGAAAUUUUCCGAAAAAAAUUCGGAAAACCCGAUUUUCCGAAAUUUUUCCGAAAAAUUCGGAAAAAAACCGAUUUUCCGAAAUUUUUCCGAAAAAAAUUUUUCCGCACACCCCUGGUAGUCAUGGUACAAAACAAUGACCGACUAUACCUAGAUUUGUCGUGUAAAAUGGACAAUAUCACACACGAACACGAGAGCAAAUGGAGCGACGAGAAGCGGGGAGCGGUGAUGCGAUGCAAUUUCGGACAUAUUGUCAAGGAGUGUGAGUGGAAGUAGAAGCGAAUAAUUGCAAAAAUUCACAAAAAAUGCGUUCAGCCUGUGUCAUUGGCAACGAAACUCUGCCGAUCGGCCAGGAAGUCGCAGUUUCGCGUGACUGCAUCUUUCUGUGCCACCCGCAAACCAACGUCUACAUCUGUGAUAACCGCUUGGAAGAGUUCAACGUCGUCGAGGGAGACGUUUACGGACCGAUUGAGACCCGAAUCGACGUGUCGACGGAUAAAAGUGUGCAGAAGAAGGAGAAGACGCUGAAAUCACUGUUCAAGUUCUAG
Molecule: messenger RNA, 2884 nt
Organism: Caenorhabditis sp. 36 PRJEB53466
Lineage: Eukaryota; Metazoa; Nematoda; Chromadorea; Rhabditida; Rhabditidae
Source: the annotation of a GenBank genome assembly